This is a messenger RNA of Prunus persica (peach), 1515 nucleotides long. Its product is annotated as disease resistance protein At4g27190. The transcript has a single exon. The record is from RefSeq and is a predicted model, not a curated record. NCBI's taxonomy places the organism in Eukaryota, Viridiplantae, Streptophyta, Magnoliopsida, Rosales, Rosaceae. Gene Ontology annotation, molecular function: ADP binding. Bases 1 to 1515 code for a protein of 504 amino acids.
AUGGAACUUUCUGAGCGUUUGGAAUAUAGAUUACCUUAUACACAGGAGGUCUUGAGGGCUCUGCAGGAUGAAAAUACCAACCUGGUUGGCAUUAAUUGUCUGAAAUUCAGAGGAGGAGAUACCGUGACAACGAAAGAGUUCAUCGAGAGAGUGAGACAGCAAGAUCUAUUUGAACAAGUUGUGAUGGCAGUUGUGUCCCUUAAUGCAAACUUGAGACGAAUACAAGGUGAGAUUGCAGAAAUGCUACAACUGAAUCUGGGGAAUGGGAGUUUGUUUCAACGGGCGCAGGUGCUACAUGCUAGAAUGUCCCAAGACUCUAGGAGGUUGCUUGUAGUAUUGGCUAAUGUCCGGGACAUGCCUGAUCUUGAGGCCAUCGGAAUCCCUUAUGGUGAUACCGACACAAACGGAACGUGCAAGAUCAUGUUGACGUCAGGACUCAUGAAUGUACCAGCCAGUGUUGAGAUGAGAGCCCAAAGUAAUUUCAAGUUGUUACUGGAAUCCACACCGAAAGGACCUAUUGCUUUUGAAUCAAGAAAUUCGAUCCUUAGAGGCGUAAUGGAAGCUCUAGCAGACGAUCAAAUCAAUCCGAUUGUAAUAUGUGGAAAGGGAGGUAUUGGCAAGACAACCUUGGUGAAAGAAGUUAGUCAGAGAGCAAAAGCAUGGCGUCUAUAUGAUGAGGUUGUGAUGGCAGUUUUUACCCCAAACCUUGACUUUAAAUGUAUUCAAGAUCAAAUUGCAGAUUGUUUAGGUCUAUCACUUGCAGGACAACCUUUAUCUGCAAGAGCAAAUAGCUUAUGCCGAAGAUUAUCAGGGGAUAAAAGGGUCCUUUUAAUAUUGGACAAUGUUUCUAUGCCACUGAAUUUGGAGGAAAUAGGAAUUCCACUUUCUUGUGAUAAGAAAGGUUGCAAGAUUUUGGUAUCAUCGCGAAACGAAGAUAUAUUUUCUGGAACCAAAAAGAUUUUUUCGGUUGGUGUGUUGCUAGAACAAGAAGCGUGGAGUUUGUUUAGGGAGAUGGCAGGCAGUUCCAUUGAAUCUCCCGAACUGCUUCCAGUAGCACAACAGGUUCUACAUGAAUGUGCUGGUUUACCAAUUGCAAUUGCAACAGUUGGAAGGGCACUGCAUCAAAAGAGCAGGAAAGUGUGGAUUGAUGCACUGAGACAACUAAGAAAGCCCUGCCCAGCAAACAUCUCAGGAAUGAUGCAAGAAGUGUAUCGAAAAAUAGAGUUGAGUUACGAGUGCUUAGGAAGCAAGGAAGCGAAAACAUUUUUUCUGUUGUGCUGCCUACCUGAGAGCAAUAUUAAUAUAAGGGUUGAAGAUUUAGUUGAAUCUGGGAUUAGAGUUGAGCUAUUUAAGGGCAUUGGUUCGGAGACUGAGGCAUGGAACUGCGUAGAAACAUUGGUUGAUAUACUCAAAAGUUGUCUUUUGUUGUUGGACGGUGACAAGGAACGAUUUGUCAAAGUGCCUGAUAUAGUGCGCAGUGUGGGUUUAUCAAUAGCUGCUUCAAAAUGGGGUUGA